Messenger RNA from Ictalurus punctatus (channel catfish), 3403 nucleotides. Its product is annotated as histone H3.3A-like. The record is from RefSeq and is a predicted model, not a curated record. Gene Ontology annotation, molecular function: DNA binding; structural constituent of chromatin; protein heterodimerization activity. NCBI's taxonomy places the organism in Eukaryota, Metazoa, Chordata, Actinopteri, Siluriformes, Ictaluridae. Gene Ontology annotation, cellular component: nucleosome. Bases 161 to 571 code for a protein of 136 amino acids. The transcript has a single exon.
AAUUGUUUUUUCUGCCACAGCAAUCUUAGCCAAUACGAGAGUGACUGUUUUGCCUAUGUCAUGGAGAGCUCAGCGCAGGGCGACGUUAGAGCUUAAAAACCAGCGUUUGCCAGCACCAUUUAUUCUGUUUUUCUAUCCGUGAAGUGCAGAGCUCGACGCUAUGGCAAGAACCAAGCAGUCCGUCCGUGAGUCCACCGGUGGCAAGGCACCAAGGAAGCAGCUCGCCACUAAGGCUGCCCGCAAGAGCGCGCCGGCUACCGGCGGCGUGAAGAAGCCUCAUCGUUACAGUCCCGGCACCGUGGCUCUGAGGGAGAUCCGCCGUUAUCAGAGAUCUACUGAGCUGUUCAUCCGCAAGCUGCCCUUCCAGCGCCUGGUGAGAGAAAUCGUUCAGGACUUCAAGCCCGACUUGCGUUUCCAGAGUGCAGCCAUCGGGGCCCUGCAGGAGGCGAGCGAGGCAUACCUGGUCGGUCUGUGCGAGGACACCAACCUGUGCGCUAUCUACGCCAAGAGAGUGACCAUCAUGCCCAAGGAUAUUCAGCUGGCCCGCCGUAUUCGCGGAGAACGCGCUUAAACCACAACUCCGUCUAAUAUACGCACAGUCCAGCUCACUGUCUCAGAAAAAUGAGCAAGUCUUCAUUCUUUGGCUGUUUAAAUAUUUAUAAUGUGGUAAAGGGAAAGGAAAUGUAUAAAUAGUAUAUGUGUAGAUAUGGAUGAUUUAUAUUUCCAUAAACAUUAUACAUAGGUUUCUAAAUGUAUGUUAUGUAUAUUGUAUAAUGUGUGUAUCUGUGUAUCCAUAUUCACUUGCCUUUCUUUUCUGUUUAGAAAUUAUAAGAGUUAUUUACCAUUUCCAUGUCAAGUACUGAAUAUAUCUUAUUUAAAAAUGGGAUACUACUACUAUUAUUACUACUACUUUAUUUUUAUAAUAAUAAUAAUAAUAAUAAUAAUAAUAAUAAUAAUAAUAAAAGUUAAUAAAAGUGCUUAGCAUGUUCUCCUCAAGCCUACAGGACUGUUGGUUUGAUUCUCGCCUGCAUGUUCUCCGCAUGCUUUGUUUCCUCCACGUGCUCUGGGUUUCUCUCCAGUCCAAAGGCAUGUGUUGUGGGCUGGUUGGCAUCUCUAUAUUAUCCAAAGUGUGAGAUUGUGCCCUGCAAUGGGUUGGCACGAUGUCCAGGGUGUCCCCUGCCUCAUGCCUGAAUCCCAUGGGAUAGGCUCCAGGCUCCCCGUGACCUGUGUAGGAUAAGCAGUACAGAGAAUAGAUGGAUGGAAGGAUGGAUAUAUGGAUAUUGACUGCCUUCAUGUGGCCCAAUUUAGGAAGUGCAUGUUCCCCAAGACAUAACUGUUUAGAGCAGCGGUUCUCUACCUUUUUUUAAAAAAAAUUGUGCACCCUACACAAACACCAAUGCUAGACAGCGUAAAUUUGGUUUAUACUCGACAUGUCCGGAAAAAAUUAUGUCAUUGCGGAGUGUGCGGUCGAGCAUGUUGAGUGCGCAAGGCCUCAUUUCUCGUGGCGAUCUGCAUGGCACCGGAUCCGGAAAUGAAUGACUUGGAGGCGACUCUUGCCGGAAGGUACGAUUGUACAGGUAUCUCUAUGAUCCAUCCAUGCGGGACCUUAGAGAGAGCCAGAUGACACAAAAUUCAUGGAAAGGUUUUCAAAAUAGUGAUUUGCAUUUGCUUUGUACGUACUGCUGAGAUGAUAAAGCCAAAGCUGACAGUCACUACACUACACCAUCAGACACAGUGAUUACACCUCAUUCUGCUGUCUUUAUACACAGACCUUUACACUCAUGGUGAACAUCCAGAGUGAUCAUUCUGUAAUAUCUUUCAUUUAUCUCUAUACAUAAAGAGACAUUUACACUGAUGGUGAACAUCCAGAGUGAUCAUUCUGUAAUAUCUUUUUUUUUUUUUUUUUUUAUCUCUGUACAUAAAGAGACGUUUACACUGAUGGUGAACAUACAGAGUGAUCAUUCUGUAAUAUCUUUCUUUUGUCUCUUGUUAUAGGAGACCUGGAUCUCCAGAAUUUGUAGUCUCAGCCCUGCCGUUAUUUAUUUCUAAAUGUAAAUACAAGCUGAUAUAAUAUGCUAAGUUCAUAUAUUAUAAUUGCCUUGAAAUAUGUUUUAUGAUUAAACUAUGUAAAGAACCUCAACCUUGACAGCCCAGGGAAAUACAAUCGCGUCAGGAGAAAGAGAGGUCCAAGAAGAAAAAGGGAACAAGCCUGCCCCAAGGUAUCCAGAGAUAUGGAGAAAAACGGAUUGGAAAAUCUUCCGCUAAGAAGGCUGGUCCUGACGUUCUUUAACCGGACAUGCGAGGUUUACAACUCGACACGCUGGAUGUGAAGAGAACUGAGGAACUAAUAUUGGAAAGUAAUUGUUUAAUGAAGAAAUGUGAUAGUAUAAGGAGUGUCUUGAAUAAAAAGGGGGCUGAAGCUACAAUGUUAAAAGACCGAGCUAAAUUUAAACGUGCAGAGAGCAUUACGCAGCUAAAUCAGAGAUAUGGACAAAAAUACACUGAGAAAAUGAAACAAGAAGCACAUGUCUGUCUUGAGAGGCCUAGACCAUCUAUUUUUACCACACAGGUGGACACAUUGGAAAGAUUGAUCAAAAGCAUUGAUAUAAAAUUGAAGCAUGUCAGUGAACCAUAAAAGAACAUUUAACAGUUUGAGAACUGUUUCUCAAACCACACAGCUUCCUGUUUUUCUCUUAAGAAAACAAGUUAUCAUUCUUUACCGAUAUGUUGAUCUUUAUGCUGUACGGUUUUGUGAGAAAUACCUGCUAUAUUCUUGUUUUUCUCUUAAGAAAGCGCCAUACACUUUUCUGUGAAUUCUAUUUUAUCUCUAAGAAAGCAAGUUAACACUCUGUUGAACUUUAUGCUUUCUGCUGACAACGCUGCUACAUUCUAUUUCAUUUCUAAGAAACCGAGCUAGUGCAUCAAACCUCAUCUUGUUUUUUUCGCUUAAGAAAGCGAGCUAGAGUUGUACACUUUUCUUAGAAAUAACUGCUACACUUUUGUUUUUCUCUUAAAAAAGCGAGCUAGCGCUGAACACUUUUCUGACAAAAGACUGUUUUUUUCUGACAAAAGACUAUAUUCUAAGUUUUUCUCUUCAGAAAGUGAGCUGGCGCACCAAGACUGCAUGAUAUUUUGAGCAUCAUGCUUAAACCCUAGCACCUGAAACCACAAUAAAUAAAGGUAUAAAUACUUGGAAUAAGCCAGCAUUAAUUUGCCACUCCUCGGGUGAAGGUCUUGUCAUUUUAAUUUCUUGAAAAAGGAAACCACUAUUCAGAUCCUGCGUGGUCUAAGGAUUUUCUUUAUUUUAUUUUUCUCUAUAUUUUGAGUUAAAAGUAAUUGUAAUCCUUUUGUUUUUUACUUUAAUAAACCGAAGUCUAUAUAAAGGAUGAUUCGUAUAUUUCAC